AUGCCUAUUACGACGCCUAAGGUGCCGGACGGCCUUCCGGAAUUAAUGAAAGGUCUAGCGAAGAGUGUUAUUAAAGAAAAUCCAAAGAAUAUAUACGUCCACGCGGCAGAAUAUUUCGAAAGUUUGAUUCGCGAUCGUGACGGUGAGCUCGAUAAGGGUUAUAGAAACUUCAGUGCUCAUAAAGUGUACGCCGAUUACAGGGAGAAUUGCCGUGACGAAAAAGGCAAUUCUAGCGGUGGCUCCAGUGCUGGUCGAGACCGCAGUUCUUCUAGUGGUAUCCAGGCCCAAAGCGAUGGUGAUAACGAGGGAAGCGGUGGAAGUGCUACAUCUGCUUCGCGCGAAAAACGAAAGAAACGUAUACGGCAGCAAGAAUCCAAGGGAUCGGCGAAAUCUGUGGAUAAAAAUGAUGGGCCAGAUUUGCAGGAGAGGAAAAAAAGUGCAACCAAUUCGGAUGAAAAUAUUACGGAAGGAACGAAUGGGAAAAUUUCAAAGGAAAGCUCUAUUGGUAAAGGUCUCAGUAUUGAUGCUGAAGCCGUAGCAAAUUCUGUGUUAACAGUGCUUACUGAAACUGUGUUGACAUCGGACGAAGUGAAUAAAGAUACUAAAGCGGUAGAGGUAGAUUCAGCAUCGGUUGACGCUGCUACUGUGGAGAAUUUGCAACAUCCUAUCAAUUGUGAAGAUUUGAGCUCUUAUCCACCAGAGGAAAACGUAAGCAUGGUAAAUCAUGAAGAUAGUGAGUGUGGAUCAGCACCAAGCACGGCAGAAGCUGUUGAAGAAGUUGUUUAUGAUGGAGAAGAUCCAGUAGAAAGCGCCGUUGAAAAGGAGGAUGCGUUAGAUUUAACGGAUGCACCUGGCGAAACAGUUGAAGCAAAUGAAAAUUUAACCGAAGAAGCGAUUGAACCUUUGAAAUCAUUUUCGGAAGAAGCUGCAGCCGAACAUGAACCCGAAGGUCAGGAUACAGUUGAUACGAAUACGGAAGCAGUCGAACAUGUUACCAAUCAGGAUCCAUCGAACGAAGAAAUGCCGAACCUACCGGAUGUUCCUACUGAAGAGCCCACAAGUGAAGAUCUGAAAGAAAACAAACCUGAACACAGUGAGCAACUAGAAACUGAGUACGAUGAAAACGUGGGCGAUAAACCAACAGAUGAUAGCAAUCGAUCUGGAGGAGAAAGUUUGGAAAAAGUAGGAGAAACUUCUUCAAAUGAUGAGCCACUACCUGCUGAUGAAAUAGCAGACGUUCCUGUCGAAGAUGGCGAGAAUGCGCAACCAGGAUCUGAUGAUGAGAAAACGAAACCAGCAGAAGAAUCUGUUGACGAUACAGGCGAAACUGAUCCCAAGUCCGAUGACAAGGCAAAACUUAGCGAAAAUACAACAGCUGGAUCCAAUGAAGAGUUGAAAGAAGCGGCAGAACCAAUUGAUGAAGAAGUUGCUAUCAAUGAAGUUGUUGAAACGAAAAUUGACGAUUCAGUUAGUGAUUCCUCGAAAACUAAUGACGUCGCUGAAGAGAAAGUUGAUUCUCCGAAAAAGAGCAGCGAAAAAUCUGUGACUGACGCACCCACUUCACAAGAUGAUAGUAACCCGAAAGAAAAUGUUCUGUCUUUGGAAGAAUCAAAUUCCGAUCCACUGCCAGAAACGCAGAAUGAUUUGCCCGAUUCGGAAGGAGAAACUCCUGUCGACGCAGCAGAACAGGUUGAUAAAACAGAAGAAAUCGCACCAACCGACGCAAAGAAUUCAAUAGAAAAAGCCGAUGAUACUAUGUCGGACGACGUAUCGGCAAACUUGGUGAAAGAACCUUCCGGAGAGAAAUCUGAAUCCGAAAUCAAUGCUAGCGAACAGUCUGAGGGAAUUUCCAAGGAGUCUGCUAAGGAAUCGGAGGCAGACGGGUCAGAGCCGCCGGAGGGAGAACUAUCCGUCAAUAGCCGAACGGGAGUUGACGAGGAAAGUGCAGAACAGCUGCCGCAAGAGGAAUUAGAAUCGCUUGACAACGGCGUUAAAGAAAAUUCUAGCGCUGAAAUCAUCGAAGAACCAAUAGAACCAGCUGCGCCAGUUGCGGAACAGAUUGCUGAGGAUGGAAACACUGAUAAUACGGAAGUUGAAUCCGAACCGAGUGGUAAUUUAAAAUCCGAAAAAGUCGAAGAAAAUACUCCUGUACAGGAAACAAAUAGCUCGCAAGAAAAAGAGGAUGAAGCUAAUGCUUCCAGUGACAAGAUGGAGGAUAAUGUAGAAUCCCAAGACGAAGUCGUUGAGGAACCGUGCAUUCAACGUGAAGUUCCUUCUUCCGAAUCUAAACCGACCGGCAAGACACAGAGUACCGAACUGGAAGAGAUUAAAAAGGUUGAUUUGGCUUCGUUCGACAAGAAUUCAGCCGAAGCAUUAUUCUAUUCGUUGAAAAAGACAGAAUUGGAAACUGAGGAGAGUUCGCCUAAAAAAUCCGCUGCGACACUGGAAAGUGAAGAGAAGGACGAUGACGAUGAUGUUAUAGUAACAGAAGAAACACCUGCAAACAUCCGUCGAGAGCAAACAAAACGAACUUUUACCGAUGAUUUUUUAGCGGACAACCCCGUCACUAAUGGACCGGAUGAAUCCGGUGCUAGUGAUGGGGUAGAUCAUUCGAAUAUCGACAUAUUUAAUCCGAUGGCAGCAGCUUCGAAUCGUAGCCAGCAACUGCUGGAUCAAAUGCAUAACAUUAAAGACGAUUCAAGCCUAACGGAGCCUCUACAGCUAAAACCUCGAAUUCGACGGAGUAUGACAGAACAAGUGGAUCUAUCCAGGCAGGAUUCCGAGUAUGUGAACCCUCGAAAAUACGAUUCAGAUUACGUGGACGAGGAAGACGAAUUUGAUGGUUAUUAUAUUGGAAACAUAAGAAAUAAAAUUUUGGCAAGUUCAGUUUCGGUGGCAGACUCUGACUAUUAUGAACCGGAUCGAGAGGAAGAACCAAUGGAUGAUAAAAACGUUCGGACGGCUUUGGAAACGAUAAUGUCCACCGACACGGAGUCAACGCUGCCGUCACAGACGACGGUACAUGCGAAUCGAGGAGUUUUAAGAAAAGGCUCGCAGACUAACAUUCCAUAUGCUUCUUUCGGUAAUAGCGCCAUUGACAGGUCUCUUGAUGAAUUUAUUGAGCGUGAAGAACAACACAAAGAGGCUGAAGCGCAGGCAGCAUCCACGAUACAAAGAUCGUAUCGGCAGUUCCAGUCGAACAAACGGAAGCUACUACGAGAUUAUCAAAGCACAAUGCAAACAUUCACCGAGGACCAGUCGACGGAAAGUCUGGAAGAUUAUACGGGUGUAAUUCAGGUCAAGGUAGAUCAGAAGAACCCAGAAGAGCGCAGUGAGCCGAUAGAGGAAGGACGUUCAGAAAAACCGCGUCGGCCAAUGCAUAGUUUGAAUAUCGAAGAGUCCGAGGCCGUAGCUCGCAGAACGAUGCUAGCACGGGGAACGGCCGUGCAGAGGAAUUCAACACGGGAUGAUGAGUCUGCCCGGUCAGAAACCGAAUCCCCUGACAAGAAACCAUCCAGUGAAAUGACAUCGAGCCCGAAGGAAAGUCCAGUAACAUCUAGUGACCUUUCAGCGGACAAAAAACCAAGCAGUGCUGGUUCGGAUGAAAAAGAAAAUAAAGACAACGCUUCGUCCAGAUCAAAUGGAAAAGCACGCUUAUUAAGCGAGGGUAAAAAACACAACUCGCUGGAUACACAGAAACUGUUUAUCGCACGUCAGCGCACCAUGCCGGUACAGAUCGAUUCAACGUUGAUGCGAGUGCUGCCGAAGCACAUGCGGAAGCGUAACCAAAGCGCCGGAACGGUACGGAAGUAA
This is a messenger RNA of Sabethes cyaneus, 3813 nucleotides long. RefSeq names its product titin homolog. The record is from RefSeq and is a predicted model, not a curated record. NCBI's taxonomy places the organism in Eukaryota, Metazoa, Arthropoda, Insecta, Diptera, Culicidae. Bases 1 to 3813 code for a protein of 1270 amino acids. The transcript is spliced from 2 exons.